AAACAACAAGGCGGCGUGGGGAAAUAAGUCACAUUUUAAUUCCUGCCACCCAACCAAAAUUAGCAUCGCCUUUGCCUUGAAACAUCUGCCUGGCAUCAAGGAGGCAGCGAAUUUUGCUUCCCCGGAUCUCAGCCCGCAGCCUCCGAAUCUUCUCCUGCCGGUCCCGGGAACCUCCGGCGCAUUUGGGGUGGAUUGGGCUCCUUUGCCGGCCCUGAUCCGUCUCUUCAACAGCCGGACCGGAUCGCUCCCGGAGGCUGCCUUUGUUAUCUCGGAAUGGAAAGUUCCGACGAAGUUACACAGAGCUCUUCCGGGCCUUUCCCCGUUUCCCCUUUCCCGAAGUCAGAAAAUUGCACGCCCGUUUUUCCGAGCCAGCGGGCGAAGCGCGACCCUCGGGGGCUCCCCAACCGGAGCGCAGAAAUCCGGGCGGGGGAGAGGAGGCCGCCCCUUCCCCUGCGGGGAACCAGCACCUAACGGGAGGCUCCGCUAUGUCGUGCUUUGCACAUGCUCAGAGAACGUCGCUGCUGGUUCCGGCUGAAGCUCUGGCCAAGCGCCGGCCGGAUCGGGCUACGGGCUGCAGGGAAAGCUUAAGGCUUCUUGGGGGCUCCACGUCACUUUCUCUAUUAGUGAGACAAAUUGCUGCACAGUGCACGCUCCAGCACUGCAACUUAGUUCCACGAUUCAGCUGUGUGUAAAUAAGAACUGGAAGAAGCUAAUUCUGAAAGAAAGAAGGGAGGCCCCAGAGCUUGAAAAUGCAGGCGAAGCAUCACUGGGUUUGCAAGCGCUGUUGAGCUCCACCACUCCAGGAAGGCACCUCUUCUUGCUUUUUCUGCAAAGCCCCCUCCCUGACCAGCACCAUGGAGGGCCUCCUGCUGUGCCUUCUGGUGGUCCUGGCCCACCUGGCCCGAGCGCAGGUGUGUCCCAAGCGCUGCAUCUGCCAGAACCUCUCGCCCUCCUUGGCCAUCCUGUGCACCAAGACCGGCCUCCUCUUCGUGCCCACCGUGAUUGACAGGCGCACGGUGGAGCUGCGCCUGACGGACAACUUCAUCACCCUCAUCCGCCGGAAGGACUUCUCCAACAUGACUAGCCUGGUACACCUCACCCUCUCGCGCAACACCAUCAGCCACAUCCUGCCCUACGCCUUCGCCGACCUGCGCAGCCUGCGGGCGCUGCACCUGGACAACAACCGGCUGCUCCUGAUUGGGGGCGAGCAGCUGAAGGGGCUGCCCAACCUGCGUCAUCUCAUCCUCAGCAACAACCAGCUGCAGGACAUCUCUCCCGCGGCCUUCGACGACUUUCUGGGCACCUUGGAGGACCUGGACCUCUCCUACAACAACCUCGUGCGGGUCCCCUGGGAUACCAUCCACCGCCUGCACAACGUCAACUCCCUCAGCCUGGACCACAACCUGAUUGACUUCGUGCCCGAGGGGGUCUUCACCAACCUGCUCAAGCUGGCCCGCCUGGACAUGACCUCCAAUAAGCUGAAGAAGAUCCCGCCGGACCCCCUCUUCCUGCGCAUCCCGGUCUACGCCAAGUCCAAGGGCUCCCCGCCUUCCUCCCUGGUGCUCAGCCUGGGGGGCAACCCCCUGCACUGCAAUUGCGAGCUGCUCUGGCUGCGGAGGCUGGCCAGGGAGGAUGACCUGGAGACCUGUGCCUCGCCCGGCGACCUGCUGGGCAAGUACUUCUGGACCAUCCCCGAGGAAGAGUUCAUUUGCGAGCCGCCCGUCAUCACACGUCACACGGGCCGCCUGGUGGUCAUGGAGGGCGAGGGGGCGGUCCUUCGCUGCCGCGGCGUGGGCGACCCGGAGCCCUCCAUCCACUGGGUCUCCCCAGAAGGCAAAGUGGUGGCCAACACUUCGCGGACUGCCUCCUACGACAACGGCACCCUGGAGAUCCUGAUCGCGGCCAUCCAGGACACGGGGGUCUUCACCUGUAUCGCCUCCAAUGCUGCCGGCGAAGCCACCACGUCUGUGGAGCUGGUGGUCAACCUGCUGCCGCUGCUCUCCAAUGCCACCACCCCCAAGGUGCCCGAGGCCGUGGGGCCUUCGGACAUCCUCACCUCGGCCAUGGCCACCCUGCCUCUGGGCACCAACGACACGGGGCCCCCUCAGGACAAGGGCGUGGUGGCCACAGAAAUCUCCUCCUCUUCCGUCCUGAUCCGCUGGUACCCCCAGUGGCACAUCCCCGGCAUCCGCAUGUACCAGAUCCAGUACAACAGCUCCUCGGAUGACAACUUGGUGUACAGAAUGAUCCCUCCGACGAGCAAGGGCUUCUUGGUGAAGGACCUGGCGGCCGGGCGGGACUACCACCUCUGCGUCUUGGCCAUCUACAACGACGGGCUGACCUCGCUGACGGUCACCCAGAGCCUCGGCUGCCUCCGCUUCAGCACCCUGCGGGACGGCCUGCAGUGCCACUCGCUGCACACCCAGUUCCUGGGGGGCACCAUGAUCAUCAUCGUGGGGGGCAUCAUCGUGGCCUCGGUGAUGGUCUUCAUCAUCAUCCUCAUGAUCCGCUACAAGGUCUACAGCGGCCAAGAGGAGCAAAAGACCGCCAAGGUCAGCAAUGUCUACUCGCAGACCAACGGCAGCCACCCGCAGCCCCUCGCCUGCUCAGCCUCCAGACAUGAGGGGUGGGAGGCGGAGAGCUGCCAGACCAGGAGGGACCACAGCCCGGCAGUGCUGGGCAAGGACUGUGAGAAAGGCGCACGGCCCGUUUCGUCCGGCAAGGAGGCAGAGGAGGAGGUGUCGUCCCCCCGGAGAAGGAGGUGGUCCAGGACGAGUCUCCACCACCACCACGGAUGCGCCGGGCUGGACCCCGAGACCUCUGGAGCCGAAGAAGAAGACCCCCCGCUAGCGGUCCCAGCCGAGGAGAGGAGGAACGCCAACGACUGGACCGGCGUCAAGAUCUGAGCCCUGGCCAUGGCUGGCGAAGAACGAGCCACAAUCGGACCCCAGCCCCAAGGCUGAAUCCGGCGUUCCUUGGCUGUUCCUCCACAGGGUGCUGUGGCCCCAGCAGAAGACCCAGGCGUCCCCCCAGCUCAGCUGCCUCUUCCUGGGGGGGGGGAGAAGAGAGGCUUUGGGG
Molecule: messenger RNA, 3078 nt
Organism: Crotalus tigris (Tiger rattlesnake)
Lineage: Eukaryota; Metazoa; Chordata; Lepidosauria; Squamata; Viperidae
Product: leucine-rich repeat and fibronectin type III domain-containing protein 1-like protein
Exons: 6
Coding region: 855-2906 (683 amino acids)
Molecular function (GO): protein binding
Source: RefSeq, a predicted model, not a curated record